AUGCGGCUCUACAAACGCAGGGGCGGUCCCACUUCUGCGGACUUUGACUGCAUCUGCGGUCCACUCCUUCGCCAGCAAAAAUCCGCUUCUGCGGGUCACUUCCCGCUCCUGCGGUGCUCUUCACACAGUAUAAUGGGGUCAACAAUGUAUGAAACAUCAGAAUAUCGAAAAAGGGUUUUCACAUCAACAACUUGUACUCAGCAAAAUGAUUCAUUUGGGAAUGUAUUAUAUGGUGCUGGAUCUGAUCUUAUCAAAAGUGAGCUUGGUAUUUAUGGGGAGAAAUUUUUUGGUUCAAGUUCUGCCUAUGUUCAAAGCAAUAUUAGCAGAUACAUUUCGAAUCCUCAGUACUAUUUUCAAGUGAAUGAAGAAUACGUGAAGAAUAAAUUGAAGGUGAUUUUAUUCCCAUUUCUUCACAAGGGACAUUGGAUGAGAAGUGCUGAUUUGGCUGGAGGAGAAUUUUCAUUUAAACCUCCAAUUUAUGAUAUUAAUGCACCUGAUUUGUACAUCCCAAUGAUGGCUUUUGGUACUUAUUUGGUUCUUGCUGGCUACUUCUUGGGCAUUACAACCAAAUUUAGUCCAGAAGCUUUAGGUGUACAAUUCACAACAGGACUACUUUGUUGGCUAUUGCAAAUCCUUUUACUUGAGGCCACAUUACACUCUUUAGGAAGUGGAGAAGUGCCACUUCUUGACAUGGUUUCCUAUGGUGGCUACAUUUUUGUAGCAGCAUCAGUCAUUUUAAUUGCUAGGAUUAUUUGGGAUUAUUCAUUUCAUUUAGUUACAUUUUUUGAAUGCUUUUGCAUGGGAUUUUUCUUAAUAAAAACCAUGAAAAGAAUCCUAAUUGCAGAAGUUAGGAGCUUUGAAAAGCAUUCAACAAAAAGAAAUUACCUUUUGCUUUCCAUGGCUUUGUCUCAAAUCCCUUUGCUUUUUUGGUUGGGAAAUGUUGGUGUUGGAGCUAAGUGAGAGGAGAGGCGGACGCAGGAUUCGGCUAUUGCGGAGGCACUAUGAUAUUGAAUAUAAAUUUGUCACUGCUCAAAAAGAUUGGUAUGUGGGUCUAUGCUAAUAUUUGACUAACUUUUGGAGACAUUUGCAAGUAUAUAUGGAAUUUUUAUCGAAGUUUUUGGGUACUGGUGACCCCU
Molecule: messenger RNA, 1136 nt
Organism: Nicotiana attenuata
Lineage: Eukaryota; Viridiplantae; Streptophyta; Magnoliopsida; Solanales; Solanaceae
Product: protein YIF1B-like
Exons: 5
Coding region: 1-960 (319 amino acids)
Biological process (GO): endoplasmic reticulum to Golgi vesicle-mediated transport
Cellular component (GO): endoplasmic reticulum membrane; Golgi membrane; endoplasmic reticulum-Golgi intermediate compartment
Source: RefSeq, a predicted model, not a curated record